AUGAAAUACAUAAAUAAUAUGGAUGAAGAAAGCGAAGAGAAAUACAUCGUAGAAAGUUUGGUUAAGUAUCAGUAUAAAGGUUUAACUGAGGCAUGCUUUGAUAAAUGCAUUACGAAAUAUGAGGCAUCAUUAACUCAAAGUAACAAAGUUUGCUUAUCCCCUCCAUGAGCGAGCAAAAAAAUUUUGCGUAAUCAAGAAGAGUACUAAUUUUUCCAAAUUUUAAAAUAUUUAAUUUGCAAAAAUGAAAAGUAAAAUUAAUUUAAUAUGUAAAUUUAUGAUUUAGUAUUAAGAAUUAUUUGAAGAAUUUGCAAUAAUAAUCUACACUUAUAUAUCAAAAAACUUUUUAUAAAAAAAUAAAAAAAAAAUUCAUUUUUAAAAAAAAUUUUUUGCUCGCUCACGGUGGGUGGGCCUAUGCCCAAAAAUAUGGAUUUUCCCGAUGAUUUUGCUCUCAUGGAAGGACAAGUUAGCCAUGUGUCAAGAUCGAUAUCAAGAAGCUUUUAGCUCCACAUUUCUAAGAAUUUAUGAAAAAGUAGUAAAAGGUAUGAGAGAAGCCAUUAACAUAAGCGAAGAUUAG
Molecule: messenger RNA, 574 nt
Organism: Blepharisma stoltei
Lineage: Eukaryota; Ciliophora; Heterotrichea; Heterotrichida; Blepharismidae
Source: the annotation of a GenBank genome assembly